Molecule: messenger RNA, 174 nt
Organism: Dentiscutata heterogama
Lineage: Eukaryota; Fungi; Glomeromycota; Glomeromycetes; Diversisporales; Gigasporaceae
Source: the annotation of a GenBank genome assembly
GAACAUGAUAGUAUACCGCGGGAUAGGGGAUCUGGAACAUCGGAAGAUGGACAUAAGAUAUCUCAUAAACCCGGUGAAUAUUGGGAUUUAUGUUCCUGGAAUAUCUGGGAACGCCUAGUCACAAGGGUGAAAAAAAAAUUUGUUGUAACGAGUAUUGGUAAUUUACGAAUCUAG